Messenger RNA from Ostreobium quekettii, 609 nucleotides. The record is from the annotation of a GenBank genome assembly. Lineage: Eukaryota; Viridiplantae; Chlorophyta; Ulvophyceae; Bryopsidales; Ostreobiaceae.
AUGGGGGAAAACCCCACGAGCGAGGUGGAACAGAAAGCGCCGUUGCUGGAAGACAAAGGCCCACCAACCCGAUCCACGGUGCUGAUGCCGGCCGACCAGCACGCCGGUCUGUCCGGCGUGAGCCAUAUUGCGGCCGUGGGGGCGCUUCCCGGCCGCUCGCUGGCGUCCGGGUGGCUGCACGUCUCCAUGCUGAGCUUCACGGCAGGCGCUGCCGUCAUCGCCGUAUGCCACAAAGCUCCACUGGGGAUUGUGGCGGGCCUGUGCUGCGCCACCGCGAGCCUCGCGGGCGCCGUUGGAGCCUGUCUGUACUUGCACAGGUACCUGAGAGAUGGCAGGGACUGCACCAGGCACGUGCGCGCCCUGGCUGUUGUGGCGGUAGCCUUCGCUGUCCUUUCUGUGGCCUUCAACAUCACUUUAAGCGCGGCCACCCUGGCGUCCACAUUCUGCGAUUAUUGGAAUGGGUCCCUGGAGAAGUGCACCGCGGCCACCGUGGCAUGUCAGGUGAUGACUGUUGCCGCCACAUCCCAAGGAUUCUUCAGUUUUUGGAUGUUCACCUGGCUGCCUGGCGUGCUGCGCAACGGAGAACCACACAUUCGGGACCGCAUAUGA